Mytilus trossulus (common blue mussel) is the source of this 3761-nucleotide messenger RNA. RefSeq names its product bifunctional 3'-5' exonuclease/ATP-dependent helicase WRN-like. The transcript is spliced from 28 exons. Gene Ontology annotation, biological process: DNA replication; double-strand break repair via homologous recombination. Lineage: Eukaryota; Metazoa; Mollusca; Bivalvia; Mytilida; Mytilidae. Gene Ontology annotation, cellular component: nucleus; chromosome; cytoplasm. Bases 163 to 3747 code for a protein of 1194 amino acids. The record is from RefSeq and is a predicted model, not a curated record. Gene Ontology annotation, molecular function: ATP binding; 3'-5' DNA helicase activity; nucleic acid binding.
AUACCCAAAAUGGAAGCGGGAAAGCUAAAAAUAUCUUAAAUCUUCUUGAAGUUCAACUCUUCCUUUAGAAAUGAGUAUUAAUGACAUAUUUUACGAAGAAAUAGAAAUAUUGAUGAACUCACAUCACUAAAUAUUGAAAAUACUGUAGAAUGACCAGAUAAGAUGGAAAAGAAACAAAGGAUUUUACUUAAAAAACUUGAGAGUGUGAAAAGUGAAACAUUAAAUUUAUGUUCUGAAAUUAAAAACAAUGUUCAUGAUGUAGAUACCAUUGCUUACACUAAUGCAUGUUGUGAUAUAGAUGAAGCUUUAGAUCUCUUACAAAGAGUAUCAGGUCUGUUCAGAACAGUAAUUAAGGACAAUAAUCAUGAUAAUACUGAAGAGGAAACUGACUGCUUUACUACUGAUGAGAGUUUAUUUUCGGAUCCAGCUUCAGAUAAAACAGAAUCAGACAAUAUAACAACAAAAACAUCAUGUGAUCCAACAAGACAACAAACAACAACAUGUGAUACUACAAGACAACAACAAACAACAACAUGUGAUACUACAAGAGAUGAUAAUUCUGAUUCAACAGAUGAUUUAGAGAACUUUGAUAAUUACAAUAUUGAUGAUGAGCCUGCCACAUCUACAUCUACAUCAACAGUAUUGGCAAUACAAAGUAACACAAAAGAGGUGUUGAAAAAUAAAGAAGAAGACGAAUUUGAUGAUGAUGAUGAUUUUGAUGAUUCUGUUUUAUUGGAAGUUCAGGUGGAUGAACUAGAAGAGGAACAUGUGGAUGAACCAGAAGUGGAACAUGUGGAUGACACAGAUGAAGAUGAAGAUGAUGAUCCACAGAAUCAACCUCAAGAUGGCAGAUUUCAAAAUGUUCUUAAGCAGUACUUUGGAUACUCUAAAUUCAGGCCGAUGCAGUGGAAGAUCAUUAACUCUGUAGUAAAUGAAAAGAGAGAUAACUGUGUAAUCAUGGCAACAGGUUAUGGGAAGAGCUUGUGUUACCAGUAUCCUUCAGUGUACACUGGUAAAACUACAGUAGUUGUCUCCCCUCUGAUAUCACUGAUGCAAGACCAAGUCUUGGGGCUGAAAGUUGCCAACAUUGAAGCCUGUUUACUUGGAUCUGCACAGGAGAACACUGGUCAAGUCCUUAAAGAUUUGUACAAAGGUAAAUACAGAUUGGUGUACAUCACACCAGAGUUUGUCAAUGCAGGAAUGAAUAAACUGGACAAAUUACACAACUCAGUGGGGAUAGAUUUGAUAGCUAUAGAUGAAGCACAUUGUGUGUCACAAUGGGGUCAUGACUUCCGAUCAGCAUAUAGAUCACUAGGUGACCUGAAGCAUAGAUUUCCUGAUAUACCUAUUAUGGCUUUGACAGCCACAGCCACACAAGAAGUUCGACGAGAUAUUUGUAGAAGUUUGAAUUUGAAAGACCCAGUGACAACUUGUACAGGAUUUGAUAGACCCAAUUUGUUCCUGUCAGUCAGUAGUAAAUCAGGUGAUCCAUCAAGGGACCUAAAAACUCACAUGACAAAAAAUGGAUCAAAGUUUGAAUUUGAGGGAUCAACAAUUAUAUACUGUCCAACUAAAAAGGCUACCAUGGAAACUACGGCUGUUCUCAAAGGUAUGAAUGUAGCCACUCUCCCUUACCAUGCUGGCUUGAGCUUAGAUGCUAGGAAAGAAGCCCACCAUAAAUUUGUGAAUGAUAAAGUCCAGGUAGUGGUAGCGACAGUAGCAUUUGGUAUGGGGAUAGACAAACCUGAUGUCAGGAAAGUCAUACAUUAUGGUGCCCCCAAAGAUAUAGAAUCUUAUUACCAGGAAGUAGGCCGAGCUGGUAGAGAUGGUCUCCCAAGCAGUUGCCAUGCUUUUUUUUCAGCAGCAGAUUUUAAUGUGUCUAGGCAUUUUAUAAAUGAAAUAACAAACCCAAAAUUUAAAACUCACAAGAUGAAGAUGUUAAGCAAAAUGCAGGAAUAUCUCAACACUGGAAAAUGUAGACGAAGAUUAUUGUUGGCUCACUUUGAAAGUAGAAAUUUAGAUGAUAUUGGAGGAACAGAAAACUGCUGUGAUAACUGUAGAAGGAGAAGUGAGAGAAACAAGAAUUCCAGUAUGAGUCAAGAUAUAUCAGACAUAGAUGGUCCAGUAGAUUACAGCAAGGAAGCUAAAGAGCUCUUAUCUGUGAUAGAGGUAUUAGGGGGUAGAUAUGGUUUAAACACACCUGUUCAGUUCCUCAUGGGAUCCAAUACACAAAAAGUAUCCAGAUUUUACAAGCAUCCACUUUUUGGUUCUGGAAAGUAUAGAAAACUGAAUUGGUGGAAAGCCUUUGGUAAAGCACUAAUUUAUGAAGGUUAUUUAGAGGAGGAAGCUGUACAGGGUGGAUUUGGAGCCACUGUCCACCUGUCAUCUAAAGGUGACAUGUGGAUGAGAGAUCCAUCAAAAAAUUCGCUGAAAAUUGUUCCCAUGACCGACAUGGUGGCUGCUGAUAACAGACCUAGAGUAACAGUGCAGAUACUUCCAAGACCUCAGAUGAAUGUUACACCACAGAAAGUGACAGCAUCAAACUGGACUCCAUCAAAUUACUAUUACAAUCCUGCAGGAAAUCAAUCGGCAAAGAAAUCUUCACCUCCAAAACCUGUGGCUGUAGUCAGUCCAAGAGUUGUUAAAUUACAGAAUGAUUUGUAUGGAGAGUUAAUAAAGAAGAGAAAUGAAGUAGCAAGUGAUACUGGUUAUACUCCACAUUCUAUAGCUAGUAAUAAAGUAUUACUGGACAUGACUAAGAUUAGGCCCAGUACAAAAAAGAAUAUGUUAAAAUUAGAAGACUUCCCAGAAGCAAAAGUGGAGAAGUUUGGUGACAUUUUUAUCAGUAUAAUUGUGAACUUCUGCCAUGUUCAUGAUCUUAAGACAGAUGACUUCCCUGAUUUAGAACUUGGAGAAAAUACAGAUAGGGAUUGUAGCACAUCAGACCUCAUAUGGAAAUUAACAGAAACAUGCAGAUUAUCUUAUGUCAUGUUCCAGAGAUCUUUUAAAUCUAUUGAAGAGGUAGCUUCAUUAAGAGGUCUAAAGACAACAACAGUUGUUAGUCAUAUAUCUGAGGCUAUGAAGGCAGGAUUAGAGGCUGAUAUCAAUCGACUAGGAGUCACAAAACAGAUGGUCAAUCUCAUCACAGAUGCAAUACGCAAUCCACCUAUAGAUUCAGAGAUUAGUCGACUAACCAAGAUAAAGGAUGUCUUGCCAUCUCACAUUGAAUAUAACCAUAUAAGGGUUGUCAUAGCAACAUUGGUACAAAAAUAUGGACAGGAGCUAAAACCAACAGGAGAGCUGAUAGUUUGUCCUUCAUCGCAAGAGAGUGGCACUAUAAAGGCACCACAAGAGAGUGCCACAGUCAGAACACCACAAGAGAGUGCCACUGUCAGGACAUCACAAGAGAAUGACGCUGUUAAAACAACACCAGAAGAUUCUGACUGGUCAUCACAGGAUGAAGAUGAACUGUUAUUUGGUGAGGAGCCUAGUCAACAAAAACCAUCUCUACAGAAAUCAACAUCAGACAGUUAUAACAAUCAGUCAAAACCUGUGUUACAAAAGUCGUUUUCCGCUGGCUCAAGUAGCCAAUUGCAUAAUGAAUCACAAAUGUCUUGCACAGGAAGUCAAAUUGCUAAAUUAGAAACAGACUCUCAAUCGAGUGGAAGUAAAAGGAAGUUACCAGACUGGAUGUCUGGCAAAAAACCUAUGAAUAAAAAGAUGAAAUCAAACAGUUUAUUCAGAUAAAAAUAUCAAAAGAC